AUGGAUGAGCCUGGAGAAGAAGAGAUGGUUGAAAAAAAACAAAAACCAAAGGGUUUUAAAAUAAUUUAUAAACAGACACCUGAGGAGCUGUUAGCUGCCAAGGCAAAGAAGGCGGCUGAGAAGGAAGCCAAAGCUAAGAAACCGAAGCCCCACCAAAAAAAACCCAACCCCAAAACCAACAAAAAGAAACCCAAGCCCCCCAAGCCCACCAAGAAACCCAAGCCUCCAAAACCCACCAAAAAGCCGAAAGCACCGAAGCCCACCACAACAACAACGACUAGAGCAACUAAACCAACCAGAAAGCCAACCAUGGAGGAAGAGGAGGAGAAACUGCUGCUGGAGCUGGGAUGGGACACGUAUGAAGUUCCAGAACCGGACCUCAUCCCUAAAGUCAAGAAGCCCGCUAGCACUGAUGACCCAAGUAUUUACUUACCAAUCCCAGAGGAAUCCACUACCACUCCUCGAACAGUUGCCCCUUGGUAUGAGGAAUAUGAUUAUUCUGACUUGGCGGCAAAGAAGCUGGAGGAAGAGCAAGAGAAAGCAAGAAAGGCCAAAGAGGAGAAGGCGGAAAAACUACGGAAGAUGUGGGAAGAGGAGGAGGAAAAGAGAAAAGCAGACGGUUCCUUACGCCGAGCCAAAGAUGUCCCUCCGCUUGGCAUGGAGUCUCAUCGAGUGGAGGAUGAUCAGAUACUGGCAUCUUCUGCGUCUCAUCAUGGAUAUUCGGCUCUGAGAGGACGUCUGAACAUGCAGAGUUCAGCUGAUGAGGACGAUGUUUACGGCGGUGCGUGGUGUGCUGAUACAGAGGAGAAGGAGCACUGGUUUCAGGUGAACGCCCGUCGAGAGGUUGAGUUCACCGGCGUCAUCACGCAGGGCAGGAGCUCGGAUACACAUGAUGACUUUGUGUCAUCAUAUUUUGUGGCCUUCAGUAACGACAGUCGUGAUUGGACGGUGCUUCAUGAUGGUUAUGCUGAGUGGCUCUUUUAUGGGAAUGUGGAUAAAGACACACCAGUAAUGACAGAGUUCUCUUAUCCAGUUGUGGCGCGUUACAUCCGUAUCCUCCCGCAGAGCUGGAACGGGAGCCUGUGUAUGAGGCUUGAGGUGCUCGGCUGCCCGUUACCCACUAGUUAUCCAACCGAGAACGAUGUUCCACCGACAGAUGAUCUCGAUUACAGGCAUCACAACUACAAAGAGAUGAGACAGAUGAUGAAGGUGAUCAAUGAAGAAUGUCCCAACAUCACCAGAAUAUACAACAUUGGAAAAAGCUCUCAAGGGCUGAAGAUGUACGCAAUGGAGAUCUCAGACAACCCUGGAGAACAUGAGACAGGUGAGCCGGAAUUUCGUUACACAGCAGGGCUUCAUGGGAACGAAGUUCUGGGCAGGGAACUUUUGCUGCUCCUGAUGCAGUUCCUCUGUAAGGAAUACAAUGAUGACAAUCCACGAGUGCACCGCCUUGUGGAGAGCGUACGCAUCCAUCUAGUGCCCUCGCUGAACCCUGAUGCAUAUGAGCUGGCCUAUGAGAUGGGCUCUGAGAUGGGGAACUGGGCUUUGGGCCACUGGACAGAGGAGGGAUACGAUAUUUUCCAGAACUUCCCAGACCUGAACAGUAUUCUGUGGGGUGCGGAGGACAGGGGAUGGGUGCCACGGGUUGUUCCCAAUCACCACAUUCCCAUUCCUGAGAAUUUUCUUAAUGGCUCUGUCGCUGUUGAAACUAAAGCAAUCAUCAGUUGGAUGGAGAGGACGCCGUUUGUUUUGGGGGCUAAUCUUCAGGGUGGAGAGAAGCUCGCCACGUAUCCCUUCGACAUGCAGCGUCCACCGCGGGCCACGGACGGCAGAGGAGGUCAGUCGGUGCACGAGUACCAGCACAUGAACGAAGAGACCUGGGCCAGGAUUCAGCGACAGAAUGAGGGCGCUCUCCGCGAAACGGCGGAUGAAAACCUGUUCCGCUGGCUCGCCAUGACGUACGCACACAGUCACCUGACCAUGACUGAAAACCAGCGUGGCUCCUGUCACACCGAUGACGUCACGGGAGGCCAGGGCAUCAUCAACCGGGCCAGCUGGAAGCCAGUUGUGGGCAGCAUAAAUGACUUCAGCUACCUGCACACCAACUGCUUUGAGAUUUCCGUCUUUCUUGGGUGCGAUAAGUUUCCGCAUGAGAGCGAACUGGCGUCGGAGUGGGAAAACAACCGAGAGGCUCUGCUGGCUUUCAUUGAGCAGGUGCAUCGAGGCAUUAAAGGAGUUGUGAAAGACGUCAGUGGGAAUCCUCUAGCAAAUGCCACGGUGUCAGUGGAGGGAAUCAAACAUGACGUCAAAACAGCUGCCACUGGUGAUUACUGGCGGCUUCUCAACCCCGGCGAGUAUCGUGUUACUGCAAGAGCCGACGGUUAUACUUCCCAGACUCGUCUUUGCAUUGUGGGAUAUGAUGCUAAUGCGACACCUUGCAGCUUCACUAUGACCAAAUCCAACUGGGCUCGAAUUCAACAAAUCAUGGCCCAGCGCAAGAAGAAGCCAAAACUGGUUACCAGCACCCCCGUAAACACCAACAACCGCGUCAACGUGGAGAGCACAGGGGCCGCCUCGGGCCCCCAGAACGAACGUCUGCGCCGUCUGCGACUGUUUCGCAUGCGGAAGCUGCGAAUGGAGAGGAUGAAAGCCAGCACGACCACAGAGAUGACCACAACAACGAUUCCGACAACCACACUUCCACCCACCACAACAGCAACCUCAACUACAGACAGCUGGUUUGACCACUGGUUUGAUCAGGACACCGCACCCACUCAGGAUUAUAACUUUGAGUACAGAAUAGAUGAAGAUUAGAGAAGGAUUGUAUGGAAAUGUGUGAAAUAUUCCCCUCUUUAAGCUUAAAGCGUCCAGGCUCUUACAUUACAGAUCACGCUCUCUGUGGAACACAGUUGAAAAGACAGAAAUAUCAUUCUUAUUUAAUUCAGGGGGUCUUAUGUGGAUAAUCACGAGAAUGAGGCAUUGCUAUUGAAUGAUGGCAAAAAAAUGUGUUAUUUCUGAGCUGUCCUCAAAUAACAUGCUUGUUUGUGUACACGAAUAUUAUAAUGUGCACAUGUUUUCUAAUAAAAAGUCUCAAUAUCA
Messenger RNA from Cyprinus carpio (common carp), 3099 nucleotides. It is a transcript of the gene aebp1a, whose product is annotated as inactive carboxypeptidase-like protein X2. The record is from RefSeq and is a predicted model, not a curated record. Lineage: Eukaryota; Metazoa; Chordata; Actinopteri; Cypriniformes; Cyprinidae. Gene Ontology annotation, biological process: negative regulation of transcription by RNA polymerase II; proteolysis. Gene Ontology annotation, molecular function: zinc ion binding; RNA polymerase II transcription regulatory region sequence-specific DNA binding; DNA-binding transcription repressor activity, RNA polymerase II-specific.